AUGAAUGGGGUUACUGAAGAUGCAAUUAGACUCCGCCUAUUCUCAUUCUCUUUAAGGGAUAAAGCAAAGGCUUGGUUCCAAUCACUAUCGUAUGACUCAAUUACAACUUGGGAUGAUUUGACUCAGAAAUUCCUCACCAAGUACUUUCCACCUUCUAAAUCAGCUCAACUUCGCGGUGAAAUAAGCCAAUUCAGACAACUCGAUUUCGAGCCAUUCUAUGAAGUCUGGGAAAGAUUUAAAGACUUGCUUAGGAGAUGUCCUCAACAUGGGUUCCAGAAAUGGGUACAAAUUGAGAUAUUUUAUAAUGGGCUAAACGGGCAGACAAGGACUAUGGUAGAUGCAGCUGCGGGAGGCAUUUUAAUGGCUAAAACAGCAGAGGCUGCAUAUGCUUUAUUGGAUGACAUAGCCACGAACAGUUACCAAUGGCCAAGUGAGAGAUCGGGUGUAAAGAAAGUAGCGGGACUUCAUGAAGUGGAUCCCAUCACCGCACUAGCAGCUCAGGUUGCAUCACUCACAAAUCAGAUAGUCACGCUUACCACUCAAGGAAAUCAACAGAAGGUAGAUUCAGUCAUGAGUACUUCUUCUUCACACCAAGAGACAGAGGUUGCAAAUGAGCAGGCCCAAUAUGUCGACAGUAGAAACUACAAUCAAAGAGGAAGCUACCAAGCUAAUCACUAUCAUCCAGGGCUGAGGAAUCACGAGAACUUGUCAUAUGGCAACAAUAGAAACACACUUCAACCUCCACCCGGAUUCAACACUCAGAAUUCUGAUGGGAAACCGCCAUUGGAAGACAUCCUUGGAACGUUCAUUUCUGAGACAAGAUCACGCUUCAACAAAAAUGAACUACGGUUGGAUAAUAUUGAAACACAUGUGUCCAACAUGGGAGCCACAAUGAAGAAUCUAGAAGUGCAAAUUGGCCAAUUGGCUACCUCAAUGAAGUCUCAGCAAAAAGGAAAAUUUUCCAGUGAUAUUGAGGUUAACCCACGGGAACACUGCAAUGCGAUCACCCUAAGGAGUGGUAAAAUGGUUGAAGAAAGCAAACUUAAGAAAAUUGUGGUGCCUACAUCGGAUGUCAUAGUUACAGAGGAAAGGCAGAGUGAAAGGCAGAAAACUGAGGCAGAGGGUACAAAGAUCUAUAAGCCUUACUCGAUCUCAUUUCCAGACAACCCACCAAUCUUGAAGCCCCCACUACCAUUCCCGCAGAGGUUCAUGAAGAAGAAAUUUGAUGACUAA
Molecule: messenger RNA, 1233 nt
Organism: Olea europaea var. sylvestris
Lineage: Eukaryota; Viridiplantae; Streptophyta; Magnoliopsida; Lamiales; Oleaceae
Exons: 1
Coding region: 1-1233 (410 amino acids)
Source: RefSeq, a predicted model, not a curated record